Seminavis robusta is the source of this 1428-nucleotide messenger RNA. The record is from the annotation of a GenBank genome assembly. NCBI's taxonomy places the organism in Eukaryota, Bacillariophyta, Bacillariophyceae, Naviculales, Naviculaceae.
AGAUCGGCCAAGGCCAAGCAAGUAAAUGGCCAAAAGCCAUGCACAAGUAGUGUGACAUCGACGAGUGGUUGCUGUAGUGGACGAGUGACCAUGUCAGCUCCGUAUAAACAAUGGUUUCGUCCUGAUACUGAAGAGACUAGUAGUGUGUUCAAGUGCAGCCCGAAUGCGGUGCUAGCUCGUGGAGCCUUUGGCAGCGUCAGUUUCGGAAUCUUCCAAGGGACAACAGGGGCAAUAUGGAAAUGUACCGCCAUCAAAGCCAUCAGUAGCGACGGUUCUUCUGCGAAUACGUCCAAAUUUUUCCAGAGUAACACCAACGCCAAAAAUAAUCUGUCGCACGAAACCUUUCAUGAAGUGUGUGCCCUCCGUCUCUUGAAUCCCCAUUGCAACAUUAUUGACCUUUGGUGGUUUUCUCAGUCCGCCAAUGAACUGGAAGUGGCGUUUCCCUAUCGUGUGGAUCUUGGUACCACUUUGGAAUGGAGACGACAACAACGAAAGACGCCCUUUUUGUUGCCACGGGCCGUCGUUCGAGGAAUUGCAUGGGAUUUAUUUUCGGCAUUGGAGCAUUGUCAUGCUCAUGGUGUGCUGCAUUUGGACGUCAAACCGGGCAAUCUAUUAGUGGAUACCUCGUCGGGACACAUGCAGCUCUGUGAUUUUGGUUUGGCGACACCCUUUGAAAUUAAUGCUGAAAAGGACGACAAUGGACCCCCAAAGAAAAAAGAAGAAGCCGCCAAGAAAGGGUUAUGUACAUUGUACUACCGGCCACCGGAAAACAUUUUGCGUUCCCAGACAGUCGCCCCGGCCAGUGAUGUGUACAGCGCCGCGGUUGUGCUAGGGGAACUGUUGGCAGGAUUUCCCUUGUUUCGGGGUACGACGGAUCUGGGACAACUCCAAGCCAUUUUCCAAUGUCUGGGGACACCGGUUGAAUCAUCAUCGUCAUCUCCUGCAGAGCCAAGCCAACAAUUACCAGACUUUAUGAAUGAUGAUGAUGGUAGUAGUGGGGCCAAGCUCAACUUUUCGUCCAAACAACGACAAAAACUAGACUCGCUCCUUCCUCGUGCCAAAGAAAGCCCCCAUUUGCUCCCACUCCUGGAGCGUCUGCUGGUACUGAAUCCAACCGUGCGACCAUCGGCAAGCAAUGUUCUGGGGGAUGCCUAUUUUACUACACAAACAACAACAACAAUAGAUCGAUCCACCAUGCAACGCGAGCUGGUACCCGGCGUCCUGCGAGAGCCAGUCAUACUUUCCAAUCCACACAAUGACGUGUCGGUAGCCACCAAGAAAGCAUCCAGUAUGGUGGCUGCCAGAAAGGCACACGAAAAGUCGCUCCAAAAGUGGGCAGGAGCCAACAAACCGUUUCGCACGUGCAAAACGACGUUUCAAUCGACAAUCUACUGUGCCGCCAAGUCUGCUAUAGUGGCAGCGAGUUGA